Molecule: messenger RNA, 354 nt
Organism: Sparassis crispa
Lineage: Eukaryota; Fungi; Basidiomycota; Agaricomycetes; Polyporales; Sparassidaceae
Exons: 5
Coding region: 1-354 (117 amino acids)
Source: RefSeq, a predicted model, not a curated record
AUGCUCAAUGUUGCCAUUCCUCCUUCCUACAAUCCACCACUCCAUGCCCCGACUGUCUCCUCCAGUGGAUACCCUGAUUUUGGUGCUCUCGCUAAGCCCCUAUUUCGGACUCUAACGACCCGCAGGAGCCAUGUCAAGCCAGAUUUCGAUAACAGCAGGUCCUCAGCGGGUCCUGUGCAGUCGAUGUCGGGUUUCAAAUGGCCAAUGUGUUGUGACGAGUUUCUGGACAAACUGUUGACAAGUUGCAAGGUGCAGAAUAGCACUCUGGGAGUGAGUUGCCCGCGCAUCCCGCGCAUGUGGACAGGUUCGAGUCCCCUCCCAAUGCCGUGUGCGGUCCGAGUCGCCCACGUGUGA